This is a messenger RNA of Plasmodium vinckei vinckei, 933 nucleotides long. Its product is annotated as CIR protein PIR protein. Bases 1 to 933 code for a protein of 310 amino acids. The transcript is spliced from 2 exons. The record is from RefSeq and is a predicted model, not a curated record. Lineage: Eukaryota; Apicomplexa; Aconoidasida; Haemosporida; Plasmodiidae.
AUGGCACAACCAAGUUAUAAUAUUGAAGAUGUGUAUAAAGCAAUUUAUAAGAUCAAUAACUAUUUUGGUGAGUUUAAGAGAAAUGGAUUAACAUUUGAUAUAACUGACGGAUUAAUUCGCAAAUAUUGUCAAUACGGGAAUAAAUCAGGAUAUGGUAAUUGUCGUGAUUAUUUAGAAAAAGCUAGUUCUGGUGUUAUUAAUUUGCUAACAAAUUUAAAGGAUACGAAUGGUUUAGAAUAUGAUAAACUUGCCGAAUACGCUAUUUUAUGGUUACGUUAUAAACUAAAUCAAAAGUCACCAUAUAAUAGCACCAAAUUAAAUGAUUUUUAUACUAAAUAUAUAGAAAAAAAUAAGUAUUAUGAUGAGAAAAUAAAAGGUAAUGGUAGUCCGACUUAUAAGGAAAUUAUAGAUAAAAAAAAAGAUUUGAUGAAUAUUAAUGAAAUGACUAAAUUUAGUUACCCAUUUAGUAUAUUACUUUUUUUGUAUAAUGCAACUAAUGCAAACAAGUUGGAUUGCACAAAUUAUUCGUAUUAUGCUAGUGAGUUUGCUACUAGAUUUAAAGGGUUCAAUAACGAUCCUAAUAAUAUAGAAGGCAGCUCAUAUAAUAAAAUAUUGUCUACAAUAUCAAAUGAUUAUGAUAAUUUAAAAAAUAAAUAUAAUAAGAAAUCUUGCAAUUUUCCAUCUCUUCCAGAAUUAAUCCCCCAAAAAAGGCCUGAAGAAAUUUCUGAAAAAGGUUCUGCACAAAAUAUUGUAGAAAGUCCUGUAGGAAAUUCUGGACAACCUACUGCACUAAGUUCUGAAGUUACAUCAUCAAGUUCGUCGAUAUCAACCACAUUAAUUCCAGCUUUAUCGAUAGUUUCUAUAAUACCAGUUUUCUUGGGAAUUUCUUAUAAGGUAAAUAAUAAGGAAUUAAAAACUAUAAUAUUUUUGUGA